This is a messenger RNA of Sinocyclocheilus grahami, 1278 nucleotides long. RefSeq names its product girdin-like. The annotation marks the transcript as partial. Gene Ontology annotation, molecular function: microtubule binding; dynein light intermediate chain binding. The transcript is spliced from 3 exons. Gene Ontology annotation, biological process: cytoskeleton-dependent intracellular transport; cytoplasmic microtubule organization. The record is from RefSeq and is a predicted model, not a curated record. Lineage: Eukaryota; Metazoa; Chordata; Actinopteri; Cypriniformes; Cyprinidae. Gene Ontology annotation, cellular component: cytoplasm; centrosome.
AUUACCAUGGAAGAAGGUCACCUGCACGCACUGGAACUGGAAAGAGAGAAUCAGAGCCACAGCAAGAAGUUGGAGCGUCUGCAGUCCCAGUUGGAACAGGAGAAACAGACAACUCAGGACAUGGAGAACCUUGGAGAGGAGCUGCUAAAAGACAAACAAAGACUGGAAAAAACUCUAGAGACAAUCCAGGCAGAUAAAGACAGACAGAUCUCAGAGUUGGAGCAGGAGAAAGAGCACCUGACCCAGGCCAUGAACUCCCUCAGGAAACGUGCUCAGGUGAACAGCGAGGCGCGUGUGAGGGAGGUGGAGACAGAAAACCGUGUUCUCCACCAGACCAUCUCUGAAACUGGCAGUAAACUGGCUCGUCUGGAGGCUGAGAAACGACAGGCGACUAAAGAGCUUGACUCUCUCCGUGAGCGAGGAGAGCACUGUGAGGAGUUGGAAAGGGAGGUAACACGUCUGGAGCGAGUCCGAGAACAGCUACAGAGGCAAGCUGCCUCCUUAAAGAUUGGCAGUGAACGCGCCGAGGCCCUGGAGCGUGAGAACGCUACUCUGGAACAAGACAAUAGGCGGCUGAAGAAGCUGGCUGACGCGGCGCAGAACACCAGCCUUCGCUUGGCUGUUCUGGGGAAGGAUCACCAGCAACUUGAGGAGGAGAACCUGGAGCAGCGACGUGCCUUGGAGACCCUGCGGCCGGCUGCCGCUCGCCUGGCUCAACUACAGCAGGAACAUGCCGAACUAGAGCGGGAACACGAGGAGAUGUGCCGCACGCUGGAGGAGCUCCGCUCCCAGGCCAAGAGAAGUGAAAGACUAGAGAAAAACUACAGCAGUCUGAGCCAGGAAAACCAACGGCUCCAGCAGACCCUGGACAACAGCGCCACCAAGAUUCAGGGUCUAGAGGGCGAGCUGAAGCAGAAUGAGGCAGAGAUGAAAGAUCUGCGGCGAGAGUUGGAGGGGUUGAGGCAGAUGGUGUCAUGGGCAGAAGCAGUGGAGAAAGAGAAGAGAGGAAUGGAGCAGGAAUUGGGCCAGGUGGAGAAGGAGAAGAAGCAGCUGGAGAAGGAGACACGUAGGUUGAGGCAGCAGUUGGAGGUGAAGGAGACAGCGCUGGAAGAGAACUGCCUCAGGCUGGCUAGCAUGGAGAAAGAAAGCACGGCUCUCAAUAAAGAGUUGGGCCGCCUUAAAGAGGCUGCAGGGAGAUAUAAAGAGCUGGAGAGAGAGAACAAAGACCUGCAAAAACAGGCCACCAUUGAUAAGAAGACUCUGGCCACACUAAGAGAG